This is a messenger RNA of Ilyonectria robusta, 789 nucleotides long. Its product is annotated as DOPA-like domain-containing protein. Lineage: Eukaryota; Fungi; Ascomycota; Sordariomycetes; Hypocreales; Nectriaceae. The coding region runs from base 212 to 730 and encodes 172 amino acids. The record is from RefSeq and is a predicted model, not a curated record. The transcript has 3 exons.
CACGCGCGCGCUGACAAACCUGAACGAGCUGAGUUGGACAAGACCAAAAGAUUUCCCCUCAAAUGACGCAAUACGAAGCAAGGCGCUGGUUAUAAAACCAUAGCGUUAUAAGGCUCAUCACAGUCUGUUUGGUCUAUUUCCCGCCCCAUACGACACCUACUGCAAGUGAUCGCCAAGUCUAUCUAACACGAUCCAAGAACAACUUCCAAAGAUGGUUUACACCUCUCCCCUCGCUGGCUAUGAAAACGCACCGCCGUUGCCCGAUGAGAGGGCAGCGGAUGGGAAAAGCUACGUGAAUCCACCAGCAGAGAAGCUGAGCGAGGCGUAUGAACAAUUCAUUGAUCCGCUUGACCGGACAAGACGGGGUGGUUUCGACGUCCACAUCUACUACCUCCAGACAAAUCCGGAGCAGUCAAAGUAUGCUAGCGAGCUCUGGCAACGAAUCCGAAGAGAAUUUCCCGAGUUGAGAAUCUACACGUUCUGGGACAAGCCUAUUGGACCCCACCCGGUGGCCAUGUUUGAAGUCAAUCUUUUCACUCCAGCACAAUUCGGCGCCUUUAUCUCGUGGCUGGCCAUCUGGCGCGGGCCCCUGUCCGCCCUUAUCCAUCCAAACGUCGUACCAGAAGAGGGUGCAAAUCGUAUGGAAUCUGAGAAGAGGGAUCACUCCGAGAGAGCAAUUUGGAUGGGCGAAAAGUAUCCGUUGGACUUGAGCCUCUUCGAUCGCCGAUAAGUUUAGGUUAAAUCGUAUUAUGCGUUAAUAAAUAAUAAAAGCAACGUUCAGCAUCACAA